GAGACACAGAGAGAGACGUAUCAUAAUACAACUCCACUGCUUGAAAAGCUUCUUCUGUGACCUGAUGCUCCCAUAUAGUGGUCAGUGGCUUAAACCUGGACCUUCCCACUGGCAAAGUGUGUUCUCUAAUAGGUUUGCAUGACUCACAUUUCCAGAACAUCCAUACAAUAUUAACUGCCUUUACAAAGUCCAUGCUCUUAGUAUGGACAGAAAUGAGGACAGAAUAAUGAGAAAGUAUAUAUCAUAUCCUAUCGACUCCUUUUGGGCACUGUGGUUCUUUUGGACACUGUCUGUAUCCUCCUCCAAUAAAUGUGCUGUCAGACAGGAAGUCGCUGACUGCAGUCAUUUGAAAUUGACUCAAGUACCUGAUGACCUCCCAGAAAACAUAACAGUUUUGAACCUUACACAUAAUCAACUCAGAAGAUUACCACCUGCCAAUUUUACAAGAUACAGACAGCUUGCUAUAUUGGAUGCAGGAUUUAACAGUAUUUCAAAAUUAGAGCCUGAACUAUGCCAGCAGCUUCCCUUAUUGGAAAUCUUGAACCUCCAACACAAUGAACUAUCUCAUCUUUCUGAUAAAACCUUUGUAUUCUGUAAAAAUUUGGUUGAACUCUAUCUACAGUCCAACUCCAUCCAGACCAUUCAAAAUAAUCCCUUUCAAAACCUGAAGAACUUAAUCAAACUAGAUCUAUCUCACAAUGGCUUAUCAUCUACUAAAUUAGGUACUCAGAUCCAACUGGAAAAUCUUCAAGACCUCAUACUAUCAAAUAAUAAAAUCCAUACACUAAAACAUGAGGAACUUGAUUUCCUUGGCAAUUCUACUUUAAAAAAAUUAGAGUUGUCAUCAAAUCAAAUUAAAGAGUUCUCUCCAGGGUGCUUUCACACAAUUGGAAAAUUGUUUGGCCUCUCUCUGAACAAUGUCCAACUGGGUCCCAGUCUCACAGAGAAACUUUCUUUGGAAUUGUCAAAUACAAGUAUUCAGAAUCUAUCCCUAAGCAACGUCCAGCUAUACACAACAAGCAGCAUGACUUUCUUUGGACUGAAGUGGACAAAUCUCACUAUGCUGGAUCUUUCCUAUAACAAGUUAAAUGUGAUUGGUAAUAACUCUUUUCGCUGGCUUUCACAACUAGAAUAUCUCUUCCUGGAGUAUAAUAAUAUAGAACACUUGUCUUCUUACACAUUCUAUGGACUUUCCAACAUAAGAUACCUGAAUUUGAAACAAUCUUUUAUUAAACAAAGUAAUUCCCUUGCGUUGCUUCCCAAGAUUGAUGAUUUUGCCUUUCAGUGGCUACAAUGUUUGGAGUACCUUGACAUGGAAGAUAACAGCUUCCCAGGCAUAAAAAGGAAUAUGUUCACAGGAUUAAUAAAGCUGAAGUACUUAAAUUUACGUAACUCUUUUACAAAUUUGAGAAUUUUAACAAAUGAAACAUUUUUGUCACUUACUCAUUCUCCUUUACUCAUCCUUAACCUAACCAAAAAUAAAAUUUCAAAAAUUGAGAGUGGUGCUUUUUCAUGGUUGGGCCAGCUAAAGGUACUUGACCUUGGCCUUAAUGAAAUUGGACAAGAACUCACCGGCCAGGAAUGGAGAGGUCUAGCAAAUAUUAUUGAAAUCUACCUUUCCUACAACAAAAACCUACAACUUACUAGCAACUCUUUUGCCUUAGUUCCAAGUCUUCAGAGACUAAUGCUCCGAAGGGUAGCCCUUAAGAAUGUGAGUAGCUCCCCUUCACCUUUUCACUUUCUUUGUAACUUGACCAUUUUGGAUUUAAGCAACAACAACAUAGCUAACAUAAAUAAUGAAUUAUUGGAGGGUCUAGAAAAAUUAGAAAUCCUGGAUUUACAGCAUAACAACUUAGCAAGGCUCUGGAAACAUGCUAACCCUGGUGGUCCUGUUUACUUUCUGAAAGGUCUUUCUCACCUUCACAUCCUUAACUUAGAGUCUAAUGGCUUUGAUGAGCUCCCAGAAGACAUUUUCAAAGACUUAUCUGAACUAAAGAGCAUCAGUUUAGGACUGAAUAACUUAAAUAUACUUCCACCAUCUGUCUUUGAUAGCCAAGUAUCUCUAAAGUCAUUGAACCUUCAGAAGAAUCUCAUAACUGCAGUUGAGAAGAAUGUAUUUGGGCCAGCUUUCAAGAACCUGAGUAAUUUAGAUAUGAGUUUUAAUCCAUUUGACUGUACAUGUGAAAGUAUCUCCUGGUUUGUUAGUUGGCUGAAUGGUACUCACACCAACAUUUCUGAUUUAUCAAGCCACUACCUCUGUAACACUCCACCUCAAUAUCAUGGCUUCCCGGUGAUGCUAUUUGAUAUAUCACCCUGCAAAGACAGUGCACCCUUUGAACUCCUUUUCAUGAUAAAUACCAGUUUCCUGUUGAUUUUUAUCUUUAAUGUACUGCUCAUCCAUUUUGAAGGCUGGAGAAUAUCUUUUUAUUGGAAUGUUUCAGUACAUCGAGUUCUCGGCUUUAAAGAAAUAGACAGACAACCUGAGCAGUUUGAAUAUGCAGCGUAUAUAGUCCAUGCUCAUAAAGAUAGGGAUUGGGUCUUGGAACACUUUAUUCCAAUGGAAGAACAAGAUGAAACUCUCAAGUUAUGUCUGGAAGAAAGGGACUUUGAGGCAGGAGUCCUUGAACUUGAGGCAAUUAUUAACAGUAUCAGAAGAAGCAGAAAAAUUAUUUUUGUUAUAACUCAGCAUCUACUAAAAGAUCCACUAUGCAAAAGAUUCAAAGUAUACCAUGCAGUUCAGCAAGCUAUGGAACAAAAUCUGGAUUCCAUCAUUUUAAUCUUUCUUGAAGAGAUUCCAGAUUAUAAACUGAACCACGCACUCAAUUUGCGAAGAGGAAUGUUUAAAUCUCACUGCAUCUUGAACUGGCCAGUUCAGAAAGAACGGAUAAAUGCAUUUCAUCAUAAAUUGCGAGUGGCGCUUGGAUCCAAAAAUUCAGUACAUUAAAUUUAUUUUAAGACUAAAUAAAUAUAAAUGUAACCUUCCUGCUUUAAAAGUUCCAUGGUAAAUUAAACUUUCAGUGGAAAAUUAUGUAAAUCUGUUUAUUCAUAUCUAUAUCAAGAGUAUAAUGUUGUAAAUAUCUUCUUUGAAAUGCAUCCCACUUCAGAUAUUUUAUUACUGACUUAUUUUGUCUCAAAAUAAAUGUAUGAGAAUAUUUGAUACUAAUGGACACAUGUUGGUUCCUAGAAACUAUGACAAUUUAAGAAAAAUUUGGAAUAUUCUCCCUUUAAAAAGCAGCUAGUUAUGGAAGAGGUUCUAAUAACGGUGUUUGAUUUUUGAUUCUCUCAUAAAAGAAUAAAGAAUAAUUGUUUUAAUAUGUACAGUGUUAUUUCAAUUGUAAAAAAAUUAAAAUACUUGCCAUAUUUUUUAGAGUUUAGUUACAGCAUUUUUUUCAGUCAUAAAGCUUUGUAUUUAAGUAGUGCCUAGCUUGGAGUUUAUUUCAUAAAGUGUCAAAAGCCAUUCUAAUGUACAUACUCAAGGGCAGAAAAUAUUUGUGGUUUACUUUGUUUAGUAAAACAAAAAAAUAACAAAUAAUUGUAUUUUCCUUGGAUUUCUGCUACAGGAGGUAUUAGAAGAAAUGAUAUUUUUAAACAAUGAAAUAUUGUAUAAAAGCUUGUUUCCUGAAAGAUAAUUAAUAGGUUGACUUUGUGGAAACAAAUAAAAGAAGAAAAAAAAACUAAUUGUCUUCCCUGGUCACAGACUCAGGAGAUGAUUCUGGCCAAAUCAUUCAGCUCCAUUGGGAUUUUUCAGCUCCAGAUCUUGGAAAUUAUAAUGGUAAAUAAAAUCUUAAAGAUUUUCAUGUAAUUAGUGCUAAUAAUCAUGGUACAAUAUACUCAUAUGACAUAAUAUGAUUUACCAUAAAAUAAUGUGCUGUGUCAAUGGUAAUUGAUAUCUGGAAAGGCUUGGUUUGUUUUACUAUAGUCAAUUUAUUUGGAACAGGCUUUAUAGAAGCUUUACAGUUCUUGUAUUCCAAUAUCAGGGGGAAAUGUUAAAAUUAUAAUGCUGAGUGCA
Molecule: messenger RNA, 4009 nt
Organism: Erinaceus europaeus (western European hedgehog)
Lineage: Eukaryota; Metazoa; Chordata; Mammalia; Eulipotyphla; Erinaceidae
Gene: TLR3
Product: toll like receptor 3
Exons: 6
Coding region: 203-2944 (913 amino acids)
Biological process (GO): toll-like receptor signaling pathway; immune response; inflammatory response
Cellular component (GO): membrane
Molecular function (GO): transmembrane signaling receptor activity; protein binding
Source: RefSeq, a predicted model, not a curated record